Xylona heveae TC161 is the source of this 354-nucleotide messenger RNA. RefSeq lists its product as hypothetical. The record is from RefSeq and is a predicted model, not a curated record. Lineage: Eukaryota; Fungi; Ascomycota; Xylonomycetes; Xylonales; Xylonaceae. Gene Ontology annotation, cellular component: mitochondrion. The transcript has 4 exons. The coding region runs from base 1 to 354 and encodes 117 amino acids.
AUGGCUGCUCCACGGUCAAGAAUUUUGGAAUUGCUGCGAGCGCAAUGCCGGAUAUUUUCCACGACAUUCAAUCCAGAAGGCAUCCGGACCGGAAACAAAGUCUUGCGUCAGAGACUCCGUGGUGCAGCUGUUGCCGCAUAUUAUCCUCGAAGAGUAGUUACUUUCAAGGAUUUGCAGAAGAGCUAUCCGGAAUUUGAAAUUUUUGACGAUGUUCAGGACGACCGGAUUGAACAUCUUCAGAUCCUGAAAGCGAAAGGAAAGGGUGCGCCAAAGAAGAAGAAGUCAGCGGAAGAAUCGAAGAAAUUCGCCAGCAAGAAAAAGCCAGCAGCUGCCCCGAAAGCAGUCAGUUUUUAA